AUGAAAUGUUCUACUACCUCAAUACUUGUCGCUUUUGUCGGCUUCACUUCGGCUGUGCCGUUUGAAAAGCGAGAAGUUCCCCAGGAGCAUUCUCACCAGCAAGUUGUCGAUAAGGUCGGUGUAAGUCUAAGGAUCGACAACCCUAAAAAUAUACAAGAUCCGAUAUUUGGACUCCUCGGCGAUGCUGCUGCCGUGAAAGGCGCAGGUGAUGUUACAAAUUUAGACUGUCUCCAACGAUCAAUUGCAGACCAAGCCUUCACCAAUGAGAAAAAGGCUGGAAAUAUCGACGGUAUGGCUAAUGCUUUGAUCUUCGCCGCUCUUGAAAAGAAUACCGGCGCUGUCGGUAGGGCCAGCAAUACCUGCACAGAGAAGGCAGUUAACCCAGAGAUUGAUGCCAUCAGUCAACAUCAGGAUCCGGCUGGGGCUGGAGCUGCAGCGGCCAACAAGAAGACAGUUCUUGGUCUAGCAGUGCAGCUCGAAAGUAUUGGAGCUGAUCCUCAGCUUGCAGCUACGUCAGCGACGUUUGCACCCGGAAAGGCUGACGAUCAGUCUGGCGCGGGAAACACUUGUGACGACCUGGACGACAAGAAAGGUUGCAUCUUUACUAAGAAAUUAAUACAAGUUGAAGCCACUCCCGAAGAAAUAGACGCAGCAGUUCAGGGUGGUGGUAGUGGUGCUAGUAGCAUUAGCAGUUCAUCUGUCGAAGAAAAAGAAGCUGGGAAGGCUGGUGCUGCCAAAGUUAAGGCCGGAGAAGAACUCGAAGAAGGUGCUGAUGCCGCCGACGCAAAAGAGGAAGCUAACGGUGGAAAAGUAGCCGGAAAAGCAAAUGCCGCUGGUGAAAAAGAAGCUGGAAAAGCAAAUGCUGCUGGUGAAAAAGAAGCUGGAAAGGCUGGUGCUGCCAAAGUUAAGGCCGGAGAAGAACUCGAAGAAGGUGCUGAUGCCGCCGACGCAAAAAAGGAAGCUAAGGGUGGAAAAGAAGCCGGAAAAGCAAACGCGGCUGGUGAAAAAGAAGCUGGAAAAGCAGAUGCUGCUGGUGAAAAAGAAGCUGGGAAGGCUGAUGCUGCCAAGGCUAAUGAUCACAAGAAGUCCGGAGCUGAAGCUAACGCGGCUGAUGAAAAUGAAGCCGGAAAAGCAAAUGCUGCUGGUGAAAAAGAACCUGGGAAGGCUGAUGCUGCCAAGGCUAAUGAUCACAAGAAGUCUGGAGCUGAAGCUAACGCGGCUGAUGAAAAUGAAGCCGGAAAAGCAAAUGCUGCUGGUGAAAAAGAAGCUGGAAAAGCAAAUGCUGCUGGUGAAAAAGAAGCUGGAAAGGCUGGUGCUGCCAAAGUUAAGGCCGGAGAAGAACUCGAAGAAGGUGCUGAUGCCGCCGACGCAAAAAAGGAAGCUAAGGGUGGAAAAGAAGCUGGAAAAGCAAAUGCCGCUGGUGAAAAAGAAGCUGGAAAAGCAGAUGCUGCUGGUGAAAAAGAAGCUGGAAAAGCAGAUGCUGCUGGUGAAAAAGAACCUGGGAAGGCUGAUGCUGCCAAGGCUAAUGAUCACAAGAAGUCCGGAGCUGAAGCUAACGCGGCUGAUGAAAAUGAAGCCGGAAAAGCAAAUGCUGCUGGUGAAAAAGAAGCUGGAAAAGCUGGUGCUGCCAAAGUUAAGGCCGGAGAAGAACUCGAAGAAGGUGCUGAUGCCGCCGACGCAAAAGAGGAAGCUAACGGUGGAAAAGUAGCCGGAAAAGCAAAUGCCGCUGGUGAAAAAGAAGCUGGAAAAGCAAAUGCUGCUGGUGAAAAAGAAGCUGGAAAGGCUGGUGCUGCCAAAGUUAAGGCCGGAGAAGAACUCGAAGAAGGUGCUGAUGCCGCUGACGCAAAAGAGGAAGCUAACGGUGGAAAAGAAGCCGGAAAAGCAAAUGCCGCUGGUGAAAAAGAAGCUGGAAAAGCAAAUGCUGCUGGUGAAAAAGAAGCUGGAAAGGCUGGUGCUGCCAAAGUUAAGGCCGGAGAAGAACUCGAAGAAGGUGCUGAUGCCGCUGACGCAAAAGAGGAAGCUAAGAGUGGAAAAGAAGCCGGAAAAGCAAACGCGGCUGGUGAAAAAGAAGCUGGAAAAGCAGAUGCUGCUGGUGAAAAAGAAGCUGGAAAAGCAAAUGCUGCUGGUGAAAAAGAAGCUGGAAAGGCUGGUGCUGCCAAAGUUAAGGCCGGAGAAGAACUCGAAGAAGGUGCUGAUGCCGCUGACGCAAAAGAGGAAGCUAAGAGUGGAAAAGAAGCCGGAAAAGCAAACGCGGCUGGUGAAAAAGAAGCUGGAAAAGCAGAUGCUGCUGGUGAAAAAGAAGCUGGAAAAGCAGAUGCUGCUGGUGAAAAAGAAGCUGGGAAGGCUGAUGCUGCCAAGGCUAAUGAUCACAAGAAGUCCGGAGCUGAAGCUAACGCGGCUGAUGAAAAUGAAGCCGGAAAAGCAAAUGCUGCUGGUGAAAAAGAAGCUGGAAAAGCUGGUGCUGCCAAAGUUAAGGCCGGAGAAGAACUCGAAGAAGGUGCUGAUGCCGCCGACGCAAAAGAGGAAGCUAAGAGUGGAAAAGAAGCCGGAAAAGCAAAUGCAGCUGGUGAAAAAGAAGCUGGAAAAGCAGAUGCUGCUGGUGAAAAAGAAGCUGGAAAAGCAGAUGCUGCUGGUGAAAAAGAAGCUGGAAAAGCAGAUGCUGCUGGUGAAAAAGAAGCUGGAAAAGCAAAUACUGCUGGUGAAAAAGAAGCUGGAAAAGCAAAUGCUGCUGGUGAAAAAGAAGCUGGAAAAGCUGGUGCUGCCAAAGUUAAGGCCGGAGAAGAACUCGAAGAAGGUGCUGAUGCCGCCGACGCAAAAGAGGAAGCUAACGGUGGAAAAGAAGCCGGAAAAGCAAAUGCCGCUGAUGAAAAAGAAGCUGGAAAGGCUGGUGCUGCCAAGGUUAAGGCCGGAGAAGAACUUGAAGAAGGUGCUGGGAAGGGCAAUAAGGGAGUAGGAAAAGGUGGGCCCAAGGGAGGACCUGAAGGUCUUGAUGCAGCCGGCGAAGAAGAAGAAGCUGGGAAAGGCAAAAAGGGAGCAGGUAAAGGUGGGCCCAAGGGAGGACCUGAAGGUCUUGAUGCUGCCGGCGAAGAAGAAGAAGCUGGGAAAGGCAAAAAGGGAGCAGGUAAAGGUGGGCCCAAGGGAGGACCUGAAGGUCUUGAUGCAGCCGGCGAAGAAGAAGAAGCUGGGAAAGGCAAAAAGGGAGCAGGUAAAGGUGGGCCCAAGGGAGGACCUGAAGGUCUUGAUGCUGCCGGCGAAGAAGAAGAAGCUGGGAAAGGCAAAAAGGGAGCAGGUAAAGGUGGGCCCAAGGGAGGACCUGAAGGUCUUGAUGCUGCCGGCGAAGAAGGAGAAGCUGGGAAAGGCAAAAAGGGAGCAGGUAAAGGUGGGCCCAAGGGAGGACCUGAAGGUCUUGAUGCUGCCGGCGAAGAAGAAGAAGCUGGGAAAGGCAAAAAGGGAGCUGGAAGGGCUAGUGCCGUCAAGGAACUGGGCGAAGAAGCCUGA
Blumeria graminis f. sp. triticale is the source of this 3498-nucleotide messenger RNA. Lineage: Eukaryota; Fungi; Ascomycota; Leotiomycetes; Helotiales; Erysiphaceae. The record is from the annotation of a GenBank genome assembly.